Messenger RNA from Protopolystoma xenopodis, 714 nucleotides. Lineage: Eukaryota; Metazoa; Platyhelminthes; Monogenea; Polystomatidea; Polystomatidae. The record is from the annotation of a GenBank genome assembly.
UUGAAAUACUUUGGUGAUUUCGAGUCCUGCCGAGUUCUUGCAUUGUCGAUUUUCAUUUUGACAGAUUACAACCAGGCCUGCGACUGGUGGUCUGUAGGAGUGAUUCUUUACGAGAUGCUGGUUGGUCAACCUCCGUUCCUUGCGCAGACAGCUAUGGACACUCAGCUACGCGUCGUCCAAUGGUACAAGUAUCUACGUUUGCCCGGGGAACCACAUCUGCGCACUCCAGCAGCCGACUUGAUCCGUCGGUUUCUAUGUGACCCCGAGGAGCGUCUUAGCGAUCCAAACCAAAUCAAGGCGCAUCCCUUUUUUGCUCCUUUGCCCUGGGACCAGUUUUCUAAUUUCCAGGCACCUUACAUCCCACUGAUUCGCAACGAACUGGACACAUCUAAUUUUGACCCAGUAGAAGACGAUCGAAGCCAGUUGAGUGGUGAUGAAGCCUCAUGUCUUCCUGGUGGCGGAGCUAGUGGAUGUGAUGACUGUGCCAGUGGUAGCCGACUAGGGAGGGGUGGUGCUGGGGUUGGGGUCAGCACUGGUGGCACCGGGGGUUUCUGUGGUGGCGGCGGUCGUCAUGGUAGCGGAAACAAGAAUAGCAGUGGCUGUGGAGUCAGCUCGAGUGGGCUUGGCGGAGCUGCCCCAUUACCUUUUCCCAAUUUCACUUUCAAACGCUUUUUUGACCGGGAUCCUACACCCCAACAUACACCUUCCAAUUGA